Molecule: messenger RNA, 762 nt
Organism: Cottoperca gobio
Lineage: Eukaryota; Metazoa; Chordata; Actinopteri; Perciformes; Bovichtidae
Gene: ccl25b
Product: chemokine (C-C motif) ligand 25b
Exons: 4
Coding region: 36-332 (98 amino acids)
Biological process (GO): immune response
Cellular component (GO): extracellular region
Molecular function (GO): chemokine activity
Source: RefSeq, a predicted model, not a curated record
CGAUCCGCUCAACAAGAACAACAGCAGCCACAGACAUGAAGUUCCAAGCUCUGUUCUUUCUUCUGAUCCUCACCUGCAUGUACCUGAGCCUGGCACAAGGCUCGUACGGCAACUGCUGCCUCGGCCACGUUACAGGGAUGAAGGCGAACGUAAAGAGAAACAUUGAAAGUUACAGGAUGCAGGAAACAGAUGGUGAUUGCAACAUCAGAGCUGUUGUGUUCCUGAUGAAGAAGAAGCCGUUGCAUAAAACUCAGAAGACUCGCUGUGCUGAUCCAAAUCAGGGUUGGGUCCAGGACGUGAUUCGCGCUGUCAUUGCGAGGAAUCAGAUUUAGACGACUCAAAGGGGAGAAACAAGAGAAGAAUGGGGCAGAGAAGAGCAGAUGUUUCUCCUCCUUGUCAGGCAUCAUAUAUCACCUUUAACCACCGAGAUUAUGUUUCACUAGAUUUGGUAUUUCCUGUGCUGGCAGAGAAUGUAAAUGUACACAGUUCACUAUAAUACGAACACAUUUAGCCACAGCUAUGAUUCUGUGCCAUGCUCUGUGACAUGUCGCACGUGCACCUGAAUGAGCCUCUGUUUGGCAGCUUUGAAAUCUAUUUUGCCGUGUGUUUGUGCGCAUGUGCAUAAAUAUGUGUUAUGUAUAUGUACAACCAAAUUGGGGAUUAGCUAAGAGUUUUUUUUAUAUGACAGAUUUCCAUAUUUUUAUAUCAGCAUUGUAAUUGUACUUUGUGUCUUUCUGUAGCAAAUAAAGAAAAGAAAGCAGA